GGGAGCGCCGCACGCGGGGGAUCAGUGGCGAGCCAGUCCACGCUGCGCGGGGGGCGCCGCACGCGGGGGAUCAGUGGCGAGCCAGUCCACGCUGUUCCCCCGGCCGAUCUUCAUCAAGACGCCAGCGGGCGGAAGCGGGAGAGUCAAUGUGUAUUUAACGAAGUGGUGUUGAUCAUUGAACACGAGCGGGCGCACCAGCGGUACAUCAUGGCGUUCUCUGUUCGCACCCUGCUGUUCCUGUUCGCCCUCAUCUGGGGGGUGAACAGCGCUCGGGUACUGAUGUUUCUGCCGUGCAGUGGAAAGUCCAUGAAGAACAUUUUCUAUGGAGUCGGCAGCGCUCUCAGUGCUCGAGGACACGAAGUGGUUUUCUUCAACGCGUUCAAACCGUCAUCUCCGGUGAAAGGUGUCCGAGAAAUUGUCCCCAUUGGAUUGGCUGCAGCGUUUUCCGAGGAAAACUUCCCAAACGCGUUCAAGAUCCGAGAGGAGGGAGUGUUGGCCGGUUGGAAGCAGAUACAAGCCCUAUCGUCCGUAGGACCGCGUGAAACAUUUGCUAGCAAGGAAUUCCAUCAGCUUCUCAAGGAGGAUUUUGACAUUGUCAUCCUGGGCGUCUUUGCAUAUCCGUUCUACGUCGUGCCAUACUUGUUGAAGACCCCAUUCAUCAUUCUGACCCCAAUAGCGUACUUUCCCCUUGUAACUGGCCCGCUGGGUAACCCUACGCUGCCAGCCGUGCACCCCUUUCCAGGCACCUCGAGUGCAGACGAGAUGAGCUUUCUGGAACGCCUCCAAAGUGUCAUGGGCCAUGCAUUCAUGCACGUGUUAGUAAGAGUCAUCUACGCGUCGUAUUCUGACAGACUGGUUGCGGAGAAGUUCGGUGCGGGCGUGAUUCCUCCAGCGAAUGAGAUUGAACGCAAUGCCAGCCUUGUCCUGCUCAGCAGCAACCCGAUGAUCGACUACCACAAGCCGUUGCUGCCCAACGUCAUCGAGGUGGGAGGACUGCAUUGCGAAAAGGCCAAGCCGCUGCCCAAGGAGGUGACCAGCUUCCUCGGCGACUCACAGUACAUAUUCUUCAGUCUGGGUUCCGUGGCACGUCCUCAGGACAUGUCUGAAGACCAACGCUCGGCGGUGCUCAACGCCCUCGGUGCGAUGCCUUUCAAGGUCCUGCUCAAGUGGGACACCACAGACCGCACCAACAUACCGGCCAACAUCCUGCCGUCCAAGUGGCUGCCACAGCAGGACAUCCUGGGCGACAGCAAGUGCAGGCUGUUCAUCUCACACGGCGGCUUCGCCAGCGUUCUGGAAGCCCUCUGUCACGGCGUUCCCAUGGUGACCAUCCCGGUCGCUGGGGACCAAGUGUUCAACGCUAAGAACGCCCUUCGCCUGGGCGUGGCCGAGGUCCUGACUUGGGAGAGCCUGACGUCCGAGACGCUGCAGGCGGCCAUCCGCUCCGCCAUGUCUCCCGGGCACCGGGCGGCGUCCCGCUACCGCCAGCAGCUGCUGGCCUCUCGGCCGGUGCCGCCCCGUGACCUGGCCGUGCACUGGGUGGAGCACGUGAUCCGGCACGGCGGCGCGCCGCACCUCAGGUCGGUGGGCGCCGACCUCAACUUCUUCCAGUACUACUCGCUCGACGUGGUCGCCUUCCUGCUGGCGGUGCUGGCGCUGGUGCUGAAGCUGCUAGUGGCUCUGGUCAAGUGUUGCUGCCGCUGCCUUUGCAGACGGAACACAGGUCCGGCCCAGACGAAAGCAAAGCGGUCUAAACGUGAUUAGACUCUUCGAAGCUUCAUAAUUGUUCAGUUUGCUGGAAGCUAGUAUGUCGGGUUGUGAUUUGUAUCUUUAGAUUUUUGCCUUUUCUUCGCCAACACGAAGUUAGAGCAGCUAGCCUGCUUAGAAAUCCAAUGUUACGCCGGAGUUCCACAGAUGGGGCAGAUCCAGCAGCAGAUCUUGGGAGGGUCCAAGAACUUGGUGUUGCAUCAUGCGAUAUGUCAGGGAGCGACUCAAGGUCAAUAGAAUGUUUUGCAAUGCCAAGGGUUGAACGGAAUGCGUCGGAGGUAAAUACAGCACCUGAGCGCAUAACCAUGCGAUACAAUACAGUGAAAUGUGAUAUGUG
Pollicipes pollicipes is the source of this 2104-nucleotide messenger RNA. RefSeq names its product UDP-glucosyltransferase 2. The coding region runs from base 208 to 1764 and encodes 518 amino acids. Lineage: Eukaryota; Metazoa; Arthropoda; Thecostraca; Pollicipedomorpha; Pollicipedidae. The record is from RefSeq and is a predicted model, not a curated record. Gene Ontology annotation, molecular function: UDP-glycosyltransferase activity. The transcript has 2 exons.